AUGUAUCAUUUUGAAUUACCAUAUGAAGAAUGUCGUCGUAGGCGAUUUGAAAGAACUUAUUAUCCACAACAUCCAGAAGGUUAUUUUGAUGGACAUGUUUGGCAUGCUUAUGUCAAAGCAAAAAAGGAAACUUUCGAACGAUUUCAUGAUAAGAAAAUUGUUAUUGUUAAUACAGCAGAAGAAUCAUUUGUGAAAAUUGAAGAAAAAAUUGUCAAAGAUAUUGAAAUAGCAUUGUAUAAAAAAUAA
Molecule: messenger RNA, 246 nt
Organism: Rotaria sordida
Lineage: Eukaryota; Metazoa; Rotifera; Eurotatoria; Philodinida; Philodinidae
Source: the annotation of a GenBank genome assembly